Molecule: messenger RNA, 954 nt
Organism: Gryllus bimaculatus (two-spotted cricket)
Lineage: Eukaryota; Metazoa; Arthropoda; Insecta; Orthoptera; Gryllidae
Source: the annotation of a GenBank genome assembly
CGACCGCCUGUUCGCCGCGCGCCAGCGCCGCCCGCGCCCGCGCCUCGACCACAAGAUCAUCACGGCGUGGAACGGGCUGAUGAUCUCCGGGUUCGCGCGCGCGGGCGAGGCGCUGGGCGAGCCGGCGCUGGUGGAGCGCGCGGAGAAGGCGGCGCGCUUCGUGCGCAAGCACCUCUUCAGCGACGCCGACUGCCGCCUGCGACGCAGCGUCUACCGCGCGCCCGACGGCGGCGUCGCGCACAGCCCGACGCCCAUCGCGGGCUUCCUGAGCGACUACGCGUUCCUGGUGCGCGGCCUGCUCGACCUGUACGAGGCCAGCCUCAACGGCGAGUGGCUGACGUGGGCGGAGCAGCUGCAGGACGCGCAGGACGAGCUCUUCUGGGACGAGGAGGGCGGCGGCUACUACACCACCGCCCCCGGAGACGCCUCCAUUCUCUUCCGCAGCAAGGAAGAGUCGGACGGCGCGGAGCCGUCGGCGAACGGCAUCUCGUCGCAGAACCUGCUGCGCCUGUGGACGCUGACGGAGCGCGAGGAGCUGCGGCCGCGCGCGCGGCGCGUGCUGGCGGCGUUCCACACGCGUCUGGCGCGCGUGGCGCACGUACUGCCGUCCAUGUGCACGACGGCGCGUCUGCUGCGCGAGGGCCCGGUGUCGGUGGUGGUGUCCGGGCGCGCGGGGGACCCGGCGACCGCCGCGCUCCUGGCGGCGGUGCGCGCGCGCCUGCUGCCGGGCCGCGUGCUGGCGCUGGCCGACGGCGAGUCGCCGCUUCACGAGCGCCGGGAGCAGCUGCGCCGCAUGGCCGAGCGGCCCGCGCGCGCCUACGUGUGUCGGCGCCGGGCGUGCUCGCUGCCCGUCGCCGACCCCGACGCGCUCGCGCGGCUGUUGGACGCCGGCGCGGCCGGGGACGAGGCCGGCGGCCCCUCUGGCUCCCCGUGCGCCGGCCCCGGCGACGCGUA